AUGGCGCACGUCGCGCUCGCGCUCGUCGCGCUCGUCGCGCUCGCGCGCGCGACGACGCGGGACGAGGGCGAGGCGCUGCGACGCGCGGAGGACGCGCGCGCGGCGGAGCGGCGCGGGCGAACGACGGCGGAGCGCGCGCUGCGCGAGGCGCGCCUGGAGCUCGAGCGCUGCCGACGAGCGAUGGACGCGCGCGGAGGCGCGACGCGAGCGAGGGCGUCGACGUCGCACGAGAUGAUGGCGAUGGGGACGUUCGCGAGCGCGUUCGAUCGAAGGCUGGGGACGCCGCGGCAACCGUCGCUGGUGCCGCUGGCGCGAGGACGCGUCGAACUCGACGCCCGGGUGCCGGCGAGCGCGCUGGAGGGAUUGGACGAGUUCACGCACUGUUGGUUGGUGUACGUGUUUCAUGAGAACACGGAUCUGGGCGCGGGGGCGGAGAAAAAUGGGAAAGUGGGCGCGGCGGAUGGGCCGAAAUCGACGCUUCGCGGGAAGAUUCGGGUGCCGAGAUUGAACGGGGAGAAGCGAGGGUGCUUGGCGACACGAACGCCGCAUCGACCGUGUCCGAUAGGACUUAGCUUAGUGCGAAUCGUUCGCGUGAAUGGGAAAUCGUUGGACGUGGCGGGGGCGGACUUAGUGCACGGGACGCCGGUUUUGGACGUAAAACCAUACGUGCCGUACAGCGAUUGCGUCGUCGACGCUCGCGCGCCGGAGUGGGUCGGAAACGAUCUCGCCGAUGGUGACGGACCGUUGACCGUAGAUGAAGUGAAACUUACGGACGCCGGCGAGGCUGCUUUGCGCGCGGCGUGGGAGCGUCGGCGCAAAGAUUCACUGUACGAAAGCGCCGACGAAUUCGUCGCGUUUGUGACGCAGGCGCUCGGGCGAGACAUUCGGUCGUAUCACCAGCGCUUGGGCGAUGUUGCGCCAGACACGGAUUGGCGCGUAAGUUUAGAUGGUGUUAUCGUCGUGUACCGUCAGUCAGCGAAGCGCGUGGUCGUCGUCGGGGCUGAAAACUAG
Molecule: messenger RNA, 1011 nt
Organism: Ostreococcus lucimarinus CCE9901
Lineage: Eukaryota; Viridiplantae; Chlorophyta; Mamiellophyceae; Mamiellales; Bathycoccaceae
Exons: 1
Coding region: 1-1011 (336 amino acids)
Source: RefSeq, a predicted model, not a curated record